This is a messenger RNA of Dermatophagoides farinae (American house dust mite), 1778 nucleotides long. RefSeq names its product protein-lysine N-methyltransferase SMYD4. Gene Ontology annotation, cellular component: cytoplasm; nucleus. The record is from RefSeq and is a predicted model, not a curated record. NCBI's taxonomy places the organism in Eukaryota, Metazoa, Arthropoda, Arachnida, Sarcoptiformes, Pyroglyphidae. Gene Ontology annotation, molecular function: histone deacetylase binding.
UCGAAUAUUCGGAUAUUCGAAUGAUUUUUUUUUUUUUUUGAAAUCAUCAAAUUCGAAUCCAUUAAAAUGUGAUGUUUUCAUACGUUACACGUUACACACGUUACAUGUUGUUUGCAUGAUUGUGUAAAAAAAAAAAAAUUUGGAAUAAAAAUAAUGAUGAGAUGAUGGUUGAAACUGAACAAUUAUUCAAUUGGCUCGAAUUUAUCGAUAGAAUCAUUAAACAUGAUGAUAAAUUCAUUGAAAAUAAUUGUAUAAUUGAUUAUAAGAAUAUUAAAUCAUUAUUGUGUCCAAUUAUUUUUCGUAAUCCACAUUCCAUCGAUAGAUUAUGUAUUGAUUAUAUUGAAAAUGAUGGUAAAUUGUUUGAAAAAUGUUCCAAUAUAAAUCGUAAAGAUUCGAAAAAAUCCAAUCAUUAUCGUUCGAAAGGAAAUAAUAGCUAUGGUCAUGGAUUAUGGAAUCAAUGUCUUCAUUUUUAUAGCCAAUCACUACAGUUUGCUCCAGUAUCAUCAUCAGUUGAUUAUGAAUCCGAAUCAUUACCAUUAGCAUAUGGAAAUCGUUCAGCAGCAAAUUUCAAACUUGGCCGAUAUGAAUCAUCACUUUUUGAUUUACAUAUGGCAAUCAAAUAUGGUUAUGGUAAAUUUAAAUCCGAAAAUAAAUUACGAAAUCGACAAAUUGAAUGUCUAUUACGAUUGAAUCGAAUGGAUGAGGCGAAAAAUAUUUCCAAUGAAUUUGGAAUCGAUUUUGCUGAAUUGAAUUCGAAACCGAUUGAUAAUCAAAUACAAAAAGAAUCUGAAAAAAUGGAAUCUGAAACUAUGGAAUUUCGUGAUAAAAGCAACAGAAUAUUUUCAUCAAAAGUUCGAUUAUCAUGGAAUGAUCAACAUGGUCGUGGUGUUUGGGCUGGUGAUGAAACAAUUAAAUCUGGUGAAAUUGUUCUCAUCGAACGUCCAUAUGUUCAUGUUUUGUUAUCAUUUUUCGAACGUCGCUUUUGUCAUCAUUGUUGCCGACGAUUGUUGGUGGAUGAUCAAUUUGAAAUUUGUCACAACUGUUCCAAUGUAUCAUAUUGUAGCCAUGAAUGUCAAAAAAAUUCCUGGCACGAAUAUCAUCAAUAUGAAUGUUCGAUUCUACCGUUUCUUUGGCAAUUUGGAAUCGGUCAUCUUGUGUAUCGUUUAAUGGCCAAAACAGAUAUAGAUUUGAUUGUCAAUACUUAUCAAACAUUUAUGAAUAAAUCAUAUGAAGAAAUUGAACAAAACUUGGAACCAUUUAUAGAGCCGCCAUCCAAAUCUACAUUACAAUCAUCAACAUAUAGUUCAUUAUUUUCAUUACAAACUCAUCAAAAUCAUACAGAUUCAAUAAAUCUUGUUGCUUAUCGAAUAACGGCAACAAUCAUUAUUGAAUUACUAUUUCGAACUAAUCGAUAUCAAAAUCAAAAUAAUGAUAAUAUGAAUCAAAAAUCAGAUCUAAAACAAAUUCUUAUUAAUGUUUGUUUUCGUCAUCUUUGUCAAACAAUCAUAAAUUCACAUACAAUAAUGGUUCCCAGUGGUGAUCAUGAUGAUGGCCAUUCUAUUACACCGAUAGCAACGGCAUUUUAUCCUUCUUUAUCUUUAUUAAAUCAUAGUUGUGAUCCAAACAUUCAAAUCAAUUAUACAAAUGGAAUCGAAUGUAUUGUACGUACGAAUCGAACAAUUCAAUCAAAUGAACAAAUCUACAAUUGUUAUGGAAUAGAUCAUUGUUUACAUAAUUACAAUGAAAGACAACAAUUAUUGUUGAUCAAUACAUUGUAA